CUCGCCUGAAUUUAUUUCACUUGGAGACAGAGAGCGAAACAAGAAGGAAGGAAUAAAAGGCGGAUACCGGUGCCCUCUCUCUCUCUCCCUCCCUCUCAUGCAGUUUUAAAGAAGACGCCCCCUCCCAGCACCUGCUCCGCUUCGUCUUCUCGCCGCCUCGCAGUACUUGAGCGGACGUCGCUUCUCGUUGUUUAGACGCUGGUAUUUUUUUUUUUUUUUUUUGGGGGGGGUGAGCAUGACUUCGGCGUACAACCUGUAUUUUCUCCCUCUCACCGAAAGUCGGUUAAUGACUUCGAGCGACGCAAUCAACGGCAGCGGCAGCAAGAUGAAUGGGUCGCUGGAGCAUUUGGACCAGCCAGACCCUGACUCCAUAAAGAUGUUUGUGGGACAGAUCCCGCGUUCCUGGUCAGAAACAGAACUUAAAGAGCUAUUUGAGCCCUUUGGAGCCGUGCACCAGAUCAACAUCCUCCGUGAUCGCACUCAGAAUCCUCCUCAGAGCAAAGGAUGCUGUUUUGUAACUUUUUAUACAAGAAAAGCUGCACUGGAGGCCCAGAAUGCACUGCACAACAUAAAGACCUUAAGUGGGAUGCAUCAUCCUAUCCAGAUGAAACCCGCUGACAGUGAGAAAACAAGUGCGGUAGAAGACAGAAAACUCUUUGUCGGAAUGGUUUCGAAGAAAUAUGGCGAGAACGAGGUCAGAAUGAUGUUCUCGUCUUUCGGACAGAUCGAAGAGUGCCGAAUUCUUCGGGGACCAGACGGUCAGAGUAGAGGCUGUGCGUUUGUCACAUUUGCUACCAGGGCAAUGGCACAGAAUGCAAUCAAAACCAUGCAUCACUCUCAAACUAUGGAGGGCUGUUCCUCACCUUUGGUGGUGAAGUUUGCUGACACGCAGAGAGAUAAAGAGCAGCGGCGCCUGCAGCAGCAGUUAGUGCAGCAAAUCCAGCAGCUGAACAGCGCCUCCACCUGGGGAAACCUGGCUGGGCUGGGGACUCUUACACCGCAGUACCUGGCUUUGCUCCAGCAGGCCACAUCUCUCAGUAACCCAGGCAGUCUCAAUGGUAUUCAGAGGCUAGGAGCGGGUGUGAAUCCCCUUCAGCUGCAGAACUUGGCCACGUUAGCUGCGGCUGCGGCUGCAGCACAGAGUUCUGCUAGCCCAACUUCCACCAGCGCUCUGUCUACAAACAGUGGAGCCCUGGGAGCUCUUGCCAGUCCAGCAGGGUCAACAGCAGGGUCCAGUGCUGGUGCUGCUGUGAACCCCUUGGCAUCUCUGGGGACUCUGCAGGGUCUCACUGGGACUUCUGUGGGCCUCAACAACCUUAACGCUCUCACCAGCAGCGUCAGUGGUAUGGGGGCCAUGAAUGGGGGUCUGGGAGCCUCCAUGGCCAAUGGGUCAGCAGCCAGCUCUAUGGAUGCCCUAACCCAGGCCUACUCAGGGAUGCAGCAGUACACAGCCUCUGCCUUGCCCGCCCUCUACAGCCAGUCUCUCCUGCAGCAGAGUGUGGCAGGCAGUCAAAAGGAAGUAGGGCCAGAGGGCGCCAACCUGUUUAUCUAUCACCUGCCCCAGGAGUGUGGGGACCAGGAUCUUCUGCAGAUGUUCAUUCCUUUCGGAAAUGUGGUCUCUGCCAAAGUCUUCAUUGACAAACAGACCAAUCUGAGCAAGUGCUUUGGGUUCGUCAGCUAUGACAAUCCUGUGUCUGCACAAGCUGCCAUCCAGGCCAUGAAUGGUUUCCAGAUUGGGAUGAAGAGGCUGAAGGUUCAGCUGAAACGCUCCAAGAAUGACAGCAAACCCUACUGAUCCUAGCCCCGGGGCCUUCCCCCUCCCCAGCUCUAAAGCUAGCACUGCUAGGAACAAAUCUCCAUGCCUGUUUGCUCAUCAUUAGCCUAGCAUGUCUUCAUGAUGUUGAAAGCCAAGCCAAACUCCUGGCCACAUCAUCCCACCAUUGUCUGUGAUGUCUCUCUAAGCUCGCCUGACCAAUACCUGGCCACCCACUGACCUUGACCUUAGCUCAACCUGAUUUUUCUGCAUGUAUUUUUUUUUGGGUUUUUUUUUGCUUUU
Messenger RNA from Archocentrus centrarchus (flier cichlid), 2056 nucleotides. RefSeq names its product CUGBP Elav-like family member 2. Gene Ontology annotation, molecular function: RNA binding. Lineage: Eukaryota; Metazoa; Chordata; Actinopteri; Cichliformes; Cichlidae. The record is from RefSeq and is a predicted model, not a curated record. The transcript is spliced from 14 exons. Bases 236 to 1795 code for a protein of 519 amino acids.